Messenger RNA from Helicoverpa zea (corn earworm), 1689 nucleotides. RefSeq names its product mitochondrial carnitine/acylcarnitine carrier protein (gene colt). Gene Ontology annotation, cellular component: mitochondrial envelope. Gene Ontology annotation, biological process: mitochondrial transport; carnitine transmembrane transport. The transcript has a single exon. The record is from RefSeq and is a predicted model, not a curated record. Gene Ontology annotation, molecular function: O-acyl-L-carnitine transmembrane transporter activity. NCBI's taxonomy places the organism in Eukaryota, Metazoa, Arthropoda, Insecta, Lepidoptera, Noctuidae. The coding region runs from base 153 to 1049 and encodes 298 amino acids.
CCGGAACUGGAACGCAACUUUAUUUGGACUUUGACAUUUAGCAAGACAGCUCACAGCUGUUGAUUAUAAAAUAAUUCCAAAGUGUUUCGAUUAUAAACGAGUUUCCUAAGGUUACCUAUCCUUUCUCCUGCGAACGAAUAAACGAAACGAAAAUGUCGGAAAACAGUAGCCCUAUAAAAUAUUUUUUAAGUGGUGGUUUUGGUGGUGUCUGCACUGUUUUAGCGGGCCAUCCCAUGGACACGAUUAAAGUGAGACUACAGACUAUGCCCGUGCCACAAUCGGGGGAAAUAGCUUUAUACGCUGGCACAUAUGACUGCUUCAAGAAGACUAUACAGAAAGAAGGCUUCAGAGGAUUAUACAAGGGUAUGUCUGCACCUCUCACUGGAGUAGCCCCGAUUUUCGCAAUUAGUUUCUUUGGCUUUGGACUCGGCAAGAAACUGAUUAAAUCGGAUGAAAAUCAAGUUCUAUCUAAACCUGAGCUUUUUGCUGCGGGUGCCUUCUCUGGUAUAUUCACCACAUCUAUAAUGGCACCAGGAGAGCGCAUCAAAUGUCUGCUUCAGAUUCAACAGGGUGGUAAUGUACCACAAAAGUACACAGGCAUGGUUGACUGUGCCAGGCAGCUGUAUGCUGAGGGAGGAAUGAGGAGCAUAUACAAGGGCAGCGUGGCCACCAUACUGAGAGACGUGCCUGCCAGUGGCAUGUACUUCAUGACCUAUGAGUGGGUCAAAGAAGUCUUGGUCCCCGAGGAUGCCAGUGCUAAACUGAAGAUGAUGGCAACCAUAGUGGCUGGUGGUUGUGCUGGAAUAGCUAACUGGCUGGUAGGCAUGCCCGCCGAUGUGCUGAAGAGCAGACUGCAGACAGCUCCUGAGGGCACAUACCCCAACGGUAUGAGGGAUGUGUUCAAACAGCUGAUGGAGAGAGAAGGCCCCACAGCUUUGUACAAGGGUGUUGCCCCUGUCAUGAUCAGAGCCUUCCCAGCCAAUGCAGCCUGUUUUGUAGGAUUUGAACUUGCUGUCAAUUUCCUCAACUGGGUGGCCCCCAACCUUUGAUAACUGUCAGCAGUGUUAUAUGAUCAUAUAGGAGAAUAUAUUGUAUCAUAGAUAGAUGUAAGUGAAAGUAACUAAAGAUGAUAAUAAUUAUUAUAUUUUUAUGCUAAUCACAAAAGUCUUCAAGUUUAAAAAGGAAUUUAAUUCAUGACAUAGGUUUUAUAGUUUAUUUUUAUGCAAUGUGCACAAAUCAAAUACCAAAAUGCCUCAAAAUGUAUUCUAUAAAGUAUUACAUACUGGUUGUUUUAAGAAAGUUUAACAUCUGCAAAUGUUAUGUGCAGUGCCUUUCUACCAAAAUGAAUUAAAUAUAUUUUUCCAAUUUGAUUACUUUCAUUACAUAACCAUAGACUAGAUUAUCUUGACCUUUAUCAGAUAGCUAAGAUGGUUUUAUAAGUAUUUGACAUAUUUUUUUAUCAUUACAUGUUUCAAUAAUAUUGUAUUAUAGUGUGUAAGAUGAGAUAAAAAAGCUAUGUGAUAAUGUGGAUGCCACUAUUAUCUUAAGUGACAGAAAAUUAAAUUCAAUUGGCUUUAUAAUAUUGUAGGAAAGUAGCAUCAUUUACAACUUGCUCCUUGUGGCAGCUUAUUUUAUUAUUAUUUUUGUGUUGUAAGCAAUAAGUAAAUAAAACAAAAAGUUUCAGUAGAA